This is a messenger RNA of Plectropomus leopardus (leopard coralgrouper), 378 nucleotides long. Its product is annotated as olfactory receptor 52K1-like. Gene Ontology annotation, molecular function: olfactory receptor activity; G protein-coupled receptor activity. Gene Ontology annotation, biological process: G protein-coupled receptor signaling pathway. Lineage: Eukaryota; Metazoa; Chordata; Actinopteri; Perciformes; Serranidae. The record is from RefSeq and is a predicted model, not a curated record. Gene Ontology annotation, cellular component: plasma membrane.
CUGGCCUGUGGAAGCACCGCCAUCAACAACCUGGUCGGGUUACUGACCGCCUUCCUCAUCCCUGUGGCCGACUUCGUCUUCAUCGCUGCCUCCUAUGUGGUCAUAUUCAGCUCCGUGCUGAGCUCCGGCAGGUCCGCGGUCAAAGCGCUCCACACCUGCUUCACCCACAUCGUGGUCAUCACCGUCAGCCUGACCAUUGCACUUGUUGCUUUCCUGUCGUAUCGGAUCAGAAACGGUCUUCCUGCCGCCAUGAGGGUUUUCUUCAGCACCAUGUACCUGUUGUUCCCGAGCUGUUUCAACCCGAUCAUCUACGGCAUCAGAACCGCAGAGAUCCGACAGCAGAUCCUGAAGACCCUGAUGCAUAGUCGCUUUGUCUAG